UUUUUGAUCGAACGAUUUUGCUGAUAGUGAUUGCUGAAAACUUUGAACUUUCAUAAAAUAAUACAAAUUUAAAAGUUUGCGGUUUUAUAAUCAUUUUUAAAAAUGAAAUGCGUUACGCUGACGAACCAGUUCCUACGUUCGACUAGAUUAGUCGCCGUUUCGUUUAAGGAAAUCCACACCGAUAAUACUCUGUAUAAUGCUGCUGCAUCCGAGAAGAUUAAACAAUUCUCAAUUUACCGUUAUGAUCCAGCGAAUCCCGAACAGAAACCCCGUCUGCAAAAAUAUGACAUCGAUUUGAAGAAAUGUGGACCUAUGGUUCUGGAUGCUCUAAUUAAGAUUAAAAAUGAAAUGGAUCCUACGUUAACCUUCAGGAGAUCAUGCAGAGAAGGUAUCUGCGGAUCUUGCGCAAUGAAUAUCAACGGUACAAAUACACUGGCUUGUAUUUGCAAAAUAGAUACGGAUACUUCACAAACCACCAAAGUGUACCCCCUACCUCAUAUGUACGUUAUUAAAGAUUUGGUACCCGAUUUGACGAAUUUUUACAAUCAGUAUGCGUCUAUUAAACCUUGGCUUCAACGAAAGAAGGAAAAUUUUGGCGAAAAGCAAUACAAGCAGAGUGUAGAAGAUCGCAAACUACUUGAUGGAUUAUACGAAUGUAUUUUGUGCGCUUGCUGUUCUACCUCGUGCCCUUCUUAUUGGUGGAAUGGUGAUAAAUAUUUGGGACCUGCAGCUCUGAUGCAGGCAUACAGAUGGGUGAUCGAUUCGCGCGAUGAAGCGACUGAGCAACGUUUGAAGAAUUUAGCCGAUCCGUUUUCGUUAUUCCGUUGCCAUACGAUCAUGAAUUGUACUAGAACUUGUCCUAAGGGUUUGAAUCCAGGCCGAGCUAUUGGUGAACUGAAGAAACUCGUUGGUGGUGUUGCGAAGAAAGAUGAGCCGGAUAUGGUGGCGGAUUCUUGAUAAACAAAAUAUUAAUCUUCGUUAUUAAUUUAUUGCAAUUAAAAUUGAACAUUAUAGCUUGCAAUAAAUUUUUUAGUCCGAUUAUUUUGUCAACGGUUUACGCAGAGGUUAUUAAUUCGAGAAUAAUUUCAUUAUUAUCAAUAAAAUCUUGCUGGUACUUAAA
Planococcus citri (citrus mealybug) is the source of this 1120-nucleotide messenger RNA. RefSeq lists its product as uncharacterized. The transcript has 7 exons. The record is from RefSeq and is a predicted model, not a curated record. Lineage: Eukaryota; Metazoa; Arthropoda; Insecta; Hemiptera; Pseudococcidae. Gene Ontology annotation, molecular function: electron transfer activity; 2 iron, 2 sulfur cluster binding. The coding region runs from base 103 to 957 and encodes 284 amino acids. Gene Ontology annotation, cellular component: mitochondrial membrane. Gene Ontology annotation, biological process: respiratory electron transport chain; aerobic respiration; tricarboxylic acid cycle.